UAGAUCGCCUUCUUUCAAAUGCAAACUAGGCACGCCUAGCGGAAUGUGUUGUUUCUUUACUCUCGAUAUGCAAAUCUCAAUCGAGAGCAACGAAAAUUCUACUUGGUUCUUUAGUUGUUCUUCACGCUUACCUUUUCAAGAGGGCGAUAAAGCCAGCAAAGUGUACCUGUUUGAAGAUGUCGUCGCAGAAAUACAAGGUUAAAAGUGCUGAGGAAUUUGACGAAGAAUUCAAAGGGAAAGUGACGGCAUUUAGCCGAGCACUGCGUGGAUUGGAAGAUAGAGCAAAGAAAUGUGAAUCUUUAAAGUUAUUAGAGAAGGAAUCCUCCAAAACAAUUUCUUACGAAGGUGGAGACCAAAAGUACAUGCUUGAUUGGCAGCCUUAUUUGAAUGACUGCAAAAGAAGAUUGUCGAGAUCCUUGGAGAAAUUAAAGGAGAUCCAGAAUCAUAGAAAACAGAGGAAAAUCUCUUUCAUUGGUUCCAUCAAAGAGGCUCUCCCUUCCUGGUCGAAAAAGAAAACUUCUAAACAUAUUUUGCUUUAUCAGCUGAUUAAUGACACAGAUGACUGUCAGAACCUUCUGACGGACAUCGUGAACCAAAUCAAGCCCGCAGAUGACCUCACAAGUCUGGCCAACAAAAUAUUUCAAGAACGAGACUCUAAUCAAAACGAUGAAAUAUCAAAAGACCUGGAAGGCAUAACGAUCAGGUGGAAUUCACUUUGUCAAGAUGUGAUCAACAAAAGUGGCAGUCUCGAAUCUGUUGGUUUGGAGGUUGAUCGUGAAUACAAGAACCUGAAUAAGUGGUAUGAGAAAUAUGACACAUUAAACACCUGGCUGUACUUUAACGAAAAGGUUCUGGACGAAAAAAGCCCCGGGAACACAAUGGCUAUCAUCAAGGAACACUUGGAGAAAAAUCAGGGCCAGCUGAAGAAUGUGAAGGAUCGCAAACCCAAUCUGGAGGAAGUAACCCAGGAAGCUCACUCACUUUUAGAAAGUGGCCGUUUAGAUAUGGGAGAUGCAGAGAGGGUGGAGCGUUACAAAGAAGAAUUGGACACCAGAUACACAGCACUCAUUGACAGGCUCCUGGCAACCCAAAACAGGUUACAUAGCAGCAUGCAUGAACUAAGGAAGAGUCCUCAAGAAACGGUAGAAAAGACAGAAAAGACAGAAACGACCAUCGUAGAGGCUUCCCUAGAACCCAACCACAAGCCACCACCAAAGAUCAUUUCACCAUUCCAUAAAGAAGAUGAAACUAAAAGCAACGAGCAGAAAGUACAAGAUUCCAUGGCAGUAGUGAAGAAGACUAUUACACAAGAAGACAGGUGGAUUCUAAGAACUAGGACAGAGGGUGGUAAAGAGAGAAUCCACGAGGAGACCAUGAAAGCAUUUGAAUCGUCGCUAGACGUAUGUUGGAAGUCACUCAAUGACCUGGACGAAGAAUCGCUACAAAAAUUUUCAGCUGUUGGGUCAAACAUCAAAGAAGUUAGGGAGCAGCUCGAUGAAAUACAGGAUCUGGAACAAAAGAUGUCCAAGGAAGAUGCUUCAUUUCGUUCGGUGAAGGAAACAUUUGAAGCAACUGAGGGUAAAAAUUUGAUGAAGCAAGAGGCUCGCGAUAGGCUGCAAAGAAAAGUUGACGAUUUGAAUUCCAGAUGGGAGGAAAUGUGGCGUUCCCACGACGUUAACAAAGACCGCUUGGUACAAGCCAUUUUGAUCAUGGGUGGCCAGUGGAUGGGAAGAGUGAAUGAAAACCUUGACGAUCUGGAAGAGGAUAUCAAAUCAAUUGAUAUCAAAGAUGGCGACUGGGAAUCGUUGCGUAAUUCAGAACAGAAACAUAAGGAAAUCAUGGACAAGAUAGGGUCUUAUGAAGUUUCGGUAGGUGGCGCAGUGGAUGUCGCCAGGGAGGUUCAGCGGCGGGAUCUCGUGACCGAGGAAACUGGUGAGACUAUUACACAUGAAACAGGGGAACUAGAGGACAGGCUGGAACGACUAAAAGCAGAAGCAGAGGACAAAAAGAAAAGGAUUUCAGAGUCCUUGCGUAAGAUUGAGCACUCUACUGCUGUUCAUGAGGUUAUGGUGCCCUCCAGUGUGUCAGUUGCUCACUCUGCUCCCGAUCAGAUUAAUGGCGAUUCUGAUGAAGGAUUUGUGGAACCAAAGCGACACUUUUUUCAGAGAAAAGUUACCUAUGAGUCAAUCAUAACCAAGAAGAUGAAAGAAAUGAAGAAAGAAAGCAAGGCAAUGAAUGAAUGGAUGGACGAGACUGAAAAACUUGUGGGUUCACUUCGAAUAGAUAUGGAUCCAAAAAAGGCUUCCAGGGUGCAGCAGAAAAUUGACGCCCGAUUGGAAGAGGUUAAUGAGAAACAGUCAAAGGUAAACCGCGUCAUCCAGCUUAGCAAGGAGAUUGAGAACGAGACCAUUGACCCAAACGUCAGUGAACCUUUUGUGAAGGAAGCCAAGGCUCUUGAGGAAAGGUGGGCCAAGAACAAGGACUUGCUCGAAAAUCAUGGAGAGACAGAUGCUGCCAGCAAAGCUUCAUCUGGAAGCUGCUGUAUUCUGUUCUUGAAAAAACGAUUGUUACCAGUUUGGUCGGUCAAUUAACUCUAAAUCGCAAGAGAUAUAUUCAAUUACUUUCAAGGGAGCUUCUGAUCAUAAGAGAUGGACGUACAAUCGAUUAAACAUUUAAUCAAACAAUUCUGAGAAAGGCUCCGACGAAGGGCUAACGCUCGAAACGUCAGCUUUUGUAAUCGUUACGGUGGCCAAUUUACCAUUUCAACUUUGCUGAUAUAUCCAAAUUAAUUCUGAGAAACGUUACGUAAAGUUUAAGUUAAAACUUAUUUCCUUCACUACUUGAAGCUUGGUUCUUAAGGGAUUAGAAAUUUGACUGCACCUUUACACUAACACUAGUGUUAGCUAAUACAAAACUAUUCUGUCCUAUUAAAGAAAACGAGCAAUUGAAUCCAUUUAAAUUCUUUGCUAUCUGUGCCUGGCUUUAAGCACUGAUUGGCACAAUUGAGUUAAGUUGAAAUCAUUGUUUUUUUGUUUUUAUGUUUUGUUUUGUUUUGUUUUUUAUCUUAUUUUGUUUAAGGGGCCCCAGUGACAGGGAUCAUUUAUAACGUCAAAAAAUGUUACAAGAUUUUAUCGCGCAAUUAAGAUGUUAGUCGCGGUAAAAGCAAGGAAAGCUGGAAUUGAAUUUACUAGUAGAAAAAUAUAUAUUGGCUAAUUCAUUAUAGAUAUCACGCUUAGUUCAAUUACGAAUUCGUAAAAUUUGGUUGUUUAAUUGAUUACGUAAAAGAAAUGCUCCAGUAAUGAAUAGCAAAAUUAUUUGAAGAAAAUGGCAGCUGACUAGGACGUCAGAGACAUGUAUUCAAAAUAUGAAAAGUAGGUGCACGCAUAAUGGUCUAAAAUAUUGUAAUUUCGUUGUUUAAACUGGAAAAAUACGGUAGGUUAAGUCGGAAAGGGUUGAAUAGAGUGUCAUCUCUGGUCAGAAUUGAUUUAGAAAAUGUUAAUGUCAAGGCGAUCUGGCCAACAAAAUAUAAUUUGUAAGACGUAAGUAGUAUUUUUACGUGAAAUUCACAAGUUUCUCACUUUAUAUCUCAACUUUUCAGUCUGCCCUCUACGUUACUUUCAAUCUACCUUAUGUAAUCCGCAUUGCCAGCAGAAGCUUACUGAAAAACCUAUGUUGACAUGAAAUACCAACAGUAGCUUUUAGGGGGCAUACCUAUUGUGAUGCACAUGCACCCGUAGUAAGUUUUAUCUGUAAAGAUAUUUGCUGAACAGAAAACGACGGGUAAAAAAGAUCAGCGAAGAAAAUUAUUGAAUUAUAAAAUCAACGAAUGUGUUCGAUUUAACCCAA
Messenger RNA from Stylophora pistillata, 3846 nucleotides. RefSeq lists its product as uncharacterized. Lineage: Eukaryota; Metazoa; Cnidaria; Anthozoa; Scleractinia; Pocilloporidae. Gene Ontology annotation, molecular function: protein binding. The record is from RefSeq and is a predicted model, not a curated record.